AUGCCGAACUUCUGUUCCUGCUUCGGCGGAAUCCCGACCCACGAGACGGCCGAACGGCCGACCCACGAGACGGCACAACAAGAGCCGUCUGUCUCCUCCUGGUUCGGAGGUAUUGCGUCGACUUUCGGUGGAGCAGCGGAGCAUGAAUUAAAGCCCGUGGAAAUGAAGGCGGUGGGGGCGGAGGGCGCGCUGCCGCGGUACUCGCAGGAGGAGCUGCGGCGGGCGACGGGCGACUGGCGCACCAAGCUGGGGGAAGGCGGCUUCGGCGCCGUCUACAAGGGCAUGCUGCUGCUGCCGCGCGGGGGGAGUUGGGAAGGGGGCGGGGGAGACGGCGGGGGAGGGGGUAGGGAAGGGGUUGGGGAGGAUGGGGAGGAGGAGGAAGUGGAGGGGUUUGAGGAGGGGCUGGAGGGGUUGGACGUGGUGGAGGUGGAUGGGAAGCGGUUUGUUCCGGUGGCGGUGAAGACGUGCUUGACAGAGGGCGAUGUGCACGGGGGAAGAGAGCAGCUGCUGGUGAGCCUUUGCCGUGGUGGUAAGUCGGUUCCUCCUGACCCUCCCUGGUGCACGCUUCAUACGGAGAUCAUGGUGAUGACGGCCCUGCGCCACCCCAACGUGCUGCGGCUGCUGGGAAUCGGCAUGUGGGGGCAAACCAUCUCCAUGGUCUCUGAGUUUGUCCCAGGCGGGGACGUUUCUCAGCGGUUAGUGAAAGCAGCCAAAGGCGUGGAGCCUUUUCCCUGGAAGGACCGGCUGAGCAUAGCGGUGGGGAGUGUGGCAGGGCUGGCAGCGAUCCACAAGGAGGGAUUCAUUCACCGCGACUUCAAAGCCGCUAAUGUGCUUCUAACGAAAGACCUCGUGCCAAAGGUGGCAGAUUUCGGGCUAGCCAAGACAUGCCAGGACAGGACACAUGUCACGACACGAGUGGCCGGCUCGCAGGGCUACAUCGACCCCUCAUACUUUGAGACAGCUGGAGCUGUCACUCGUUCUGUCACUCGUUCUGUCACUCGUUCUGUCACUCGUUCUGUCACGAGUGCUGGCACUCUGUCACUGGUGCUGUCAUCGGCACUAUUUUUAGCCCACUCCUGCACCCUCCCUUCUAAUCCUCCCCUUCCAUCCCUCCCUUCUAAUCCUCCCCUUCCAUCCCUCCCUUCUAAUCCUCCCCUUCCAUCCCUCCCUUCUAAUCCUCCCCUUCCAUCCCUCCCUUCUAAUCCUCCCCUUCCAUCCCUCCCUUCUAAUCCUCCCCUUCCAUCCCUCCCUUCUAAUCCUCCCCUUCCAUCCCUCCCUUCUAAUCCUCCCCUUCCAUCCCUCCCUUCUAAUCCUCCCCUUCCAUCCCUCCCUUCUAAUCCUCUCCUUCCAUCCCUCCCUUCUAAUCCUCUCCUUCCAUCCCUCCCUUCUAAUCCUCCCCUUCCAUCCCUCCCUUCUAAUCCUCCCCUUCCAUCCCUCCCUUCUAAUCCUCCCCUUCCAUCCCUCCCUUCUAAUCCUCCCCUUCCAUCCCUCCCUUCUAAUCCUCCCCUUCCAUCCCUCCCUUCUAAUCCUCCCCUUCCAUCCCUCCCUUCUAAUCCUCCCCUUCCAUCCCUCCCUCCUAAUCCUCUCCUGCCAUCCCACCCGCCAGGCUUACUGACAGAGCACUGUGACACCUUCGCGUGGGGCGUUUUCCUGCUCGAGCUCCUCUCAGGCUGCUGCGACCUUUGA
Molecule: messenger RNA, 1686 nt
Organism: Closterium sp. Yama58-4
Lineage: Eukaryota; Viridiplantae; Streptophyta; Zygnematophyceae; Desmidiales; Closteriaceae
Source: the annotation of a GenBank genome assembly